UAACAUCAAGUUAUCUGAGGAUGUUGCUGAUGGGAGAUUUAGAGGAAGACUAAAGCUGGAUCAACAGACUGGAUCUUUGACCAUCACAAACACCAGAACCAUCCACUCUGGAGUUUAUAAAAUACAGAUCAGCACCAGCACUGGGAGAAAUGAAGAAGAGUUUCACUGUUACAGUCUAUGAUUCACUACCUGUGAUUGAUCCCGGCAGAAGUGAAGUGAUGUCACUGUCAGUGAUUGAGGGAGAAUCUGUCACUCUAAACACUGAUAUUAAACCACAUGGAGAUGAGCUGAUAGUGUGGAGGUUUGGAGAUAUUCUCAUAGCUAAAGAUGAUAAAGAAAACAAUAAGACCUCAUUCUAUCCUGAUGAGAGAUUCAAAGAGAGAAUACAGCUGGAUCAGACUGGAUCUCUCAUCAUCAGAGAUAUCAGAACCACAGACACUGGAGAAUAUAAACUAAAGAUCAGCAGCAGUAACAGAGAGACGAAACACAAGAGAUUCAUUCUUUUUGUGAGAGAUGAAUGGAAGACAGUGUUCAUGAUGAAGGGAGAAUCUGUCACUCUAAUCACUGAUGAUGCUCAUAUAAAGACAGAUGAUGUGAACAUGUAUCAUGGAGAGACUCUCAUAGCUGAAAUCAGAAGAGGAAAGAUCACACGUCUUAAAGAUGAAAUCAGAGAGAGACUGAAGCUGGAUGAUCAGACUGGAUCUCUCUUCAUCACAGACACCAGACACACAGACUCUGGAGUUUAUUAUCUGAAGAUCAUCAACAGCACUGAAGAUAUCAUAUAUAAGAGAAUAAUUGUUACUGUCAGUGGUAAAGAAGGGAUCUUAAUGUCAGUAAUGGAGGGAGAUUCUGUCAAUCUAUACAGUGAUGCUACUCCACUACAGAAAGAUGCUGAUGUAGUGUGGAGAUUUAAAAACACUGUCAUAGCGGACAAAAAACAAAAUGACACAAAGAUCUCAUCACGUCAGGAUGCUCUUGAUGGGAAAUUCAAACAGAAUCUGUUGAUGUACGUACAGACUGGAUCUCUCGUCAUCACAAACAUCAGAACGGAUCAGUCUGGAGUUUAUGAACUAAAGAUCACCAGCAGCAGAGUAAAUGUACACCAGAUAUUCUAUGUUACAGUCUAUGUCGAUUCCGGAUCAGUGACGCCUACGCUGCCUCGUGGCAAAGUGAAGGAGUUGGAUAGUUUGAAUAAUGCCACUGAUGUCGGAGUGAAUGAGAAACAGGGGACGAGUUCUGUUUAAGUUAAAGAGAUUCUCAACAGCACUGGUGUAAAUCACUGUUACAUCAUCAACAAUCAAAUUCCAUCUACAAAAACAUAUUUCUCAUUUUAAUGUCUCGAUAAAUUCGUCCUGUAAAAU
Molecule: messenger RNA, 1361 nt
Organism: Myxocyprinus asiaticus (Chinese sucker)
Lineage: Eukaryota; Metazoa; Chordata; Actinopteri; Cypriniformes; Catostomidae
Exons: 5
Coding region: 150-1244 (364 amino acids)
Source: RefSeq, a predicted model, not a curated record